AUGUUGCGACGAAGAUCAGUAGAUUCAUCUGCAUUAUCGAGGCGAACGUCGCGCAAUUAUCGUCAAAUUAUUCAUGGAGAUAGUAUCAAUGUUCGAAAUGAAUGUAAACUGGAGAAACAUUUGUCACAGCCAUGCGUGCUUCAAUCAAGUUCCACUGGUCAAUUGAAAUCUCGAUGCGAACAAAAUAGGUCACUUUUAGAAAGCUGGUCUAAAGAUAAUCGAGAUUACGUAACUCGAAAACUGGUAAUGGAUGCAACAAUUUUAAUGCCAAUAGUUAUAAAAUAG
Messenger RNA from Dracunculus medinensis (Guinea worm), 285 nucleotides. NCBI's taxonomy places the organism in Eukaryota, Metazoa, Nematoda, Chromadorea, Rhabditida, Dracunculidae. The record is from the annotation of a GenBank genome assembly.